Molecule: messenger RNA, 2273 nt
Organism: Tigriopus californicus
Lineage: Eukaryota; Metazoa; Arthropoda; Copepoda; Harpacticoida; Harpacticidae
Product: probable ATP-dependent RNA helicase DDX31
Exons: 1
Coding region: 78-2201 (707 amino acids)
Biological process (GO): ribosome biogenesis
Cellular component (GO): nucleus
Molecular function (GO): ATP binding; nucleic acid binding; RNA helicase activity
Source: RefSeq, a predicted model, not a curated record
UGGUUGGAUUAGAGAGAGAGAGAGUGAGUAGUGAGUGUCGGUCAACACGUGCGUCCAUUGAACGGAAGCCUUUCACGAUGACGGAGGCUGAGCCGUCCGAACAAAUGACCUUGAAUUUGGUCCAUGAGCCCGUGAUUGCCCGUAAGAAAGCUAAACAUGAUGCCCAUCAAUCCCGGCCAGAUGCGAGUGAGGAUGGGGAGACCGAUCGGGUCGAGGCCCAUCCCUCUAAGCGGGCCCGAAUCACAGAUGAUCAUCCAGCGUCUGAAGCCCAGGAUUUCAUCUCGUCGCUUUUCAAGCACAAUCCGGACAUUCCUCAAUUGGAAGCCAGUGAAGCCGUGCCGCUCAGCGAACAGGUCUUCUCGGGUCAAGGCUUUGAGAAAGUGGGGAUUCACCCGUAUCUGGUCAAGAACAUGAAAGAUGCGGGCAUCAUCGAUAUGACACAGGUGCAAGCCCUGUCCAUUCCGGUCAUUUUAGCCGGUCAAGAUGCGCUCAUCAAGUCGCAAACGGGCUCGGGCAAAACCUUGGCCUAUGCCGUGCCCAUUCUCCAUCAGUUGCAGGCCAAAACGCCCAAGAUUAGUCGAUCGGAUGGUUGUCACGCCUUGAUUGUCGUGCCCACCCGCGAAUUGGCCAUUCAGAGCUUUGAGUGGAUUCAAAAGUUGUGUCGCUCGUUUGCUUGGAUCGUGCCCGGCCUCUUAUUGGGCGGCGAGAAGAAGAAAUCCGAGAAGGCUCGGGUACGCAAAGGGAUCAACAUCUUGAUCUCCACUCCGGGUCGAUUGAUCGAUCACAUCCAACACACCCAAUGUCUCUCGCUCAAGCAUCUGACUUGGUUGGUCUUGGAUGAAGCCGACCGUAUGUUGGAACUAGGGUACGAACGCGAUGUCCAGGCCAUUUUAACCGCCAUCAAUGAACAAGCCCAAGGGCAUCACCGGCAGACUUUGCUCCUCUCGGCCACUUUAACGAGCGGGAUCGAGCAGCUCUCGGAGGUGAGUAUGAAGCAUCCCAAGUUCAUUGACGCGGCCGUCAACGAGGAAAACACCCAGUGCUUAACCGCUUUGACUACCCCGGAUAACCUCAAACAAGCCUUUAUCAUCGUGCCCGCCAAAUUACGUCUGGUUUGUCUGGCUUCGUUCAUUCUGUGGAAGUGUCGAUACAGUAAGUCCCGCAAGAUGCUGAUCUUCAUGGCCACACAGGAUAUGGUGGACUUCCUCAUGGAUCUCUUUGAAUGCACGUUGAAUGUGCCGGAUGAACCUCAUCCCUCGUUUCGGCCCAAGAAGUCGUUUUCGCAAAUGAAUUUGACCGACGAUGCCAAGUCCUUGGUGGGCACGGAAUUUAUCGAUGAACCGCAAACUCCGGCAAGAAAGAAAUUGGUCCCGAUUGAGCUCCUGAAACUCCAUGGCAACAUGAGUCAGAGCGAGCGAGCCAAUGUCUUCAAGACGUUCCGUGAGGCAGAUGCGGGUUUAUUGUUGUGCACAGACGUGGCUGCCCGUGGUCUCGAUUUACCCCAAGUGGAUUGGAUUGUCCAGUACAAUCCGCCUAUAUCCAAUGCCGAUUACGUCCAUCGAGUGGGUCGAACAGCUCGCAUUGGUGCAAAGGGCUCAUCCUUGAUCUUCCUUCUCCCGAGUGAAGCUAAUUUUGUCAAGGAGCUCGAGAACGAUAAUCUGCUUCUCGCCGAGAUGACCAUUGCGCAGAUUUUGAAGAAGCUUUUCAUCAAUAGCGAAUUAGUCUCCCAGAAGACGGGGAAAUUACCGCAUACCAUGGAAGAGGCGGCUACUAAUCUUCAGAUGAAAAUGGAAGCUAUGGUUCUCAAUGAUGAGCACAUUCACCAAAGGGCCAGCCAAGCUUAUGUUUCGUUUAUCCGAUCUUAUGCCUCCUAUCCAAAGGAGGUACGGGAAAUUUUCUGUUUUAAAGAACUGCAUUUGGGACACAUUGCCAAGAGCUUUGCCUUACGGGACCCGCCGUCCAGAAUCACGGGUAUUGGCAAAGGAAAUUGGGUGGACAAUGAGGAGAAGAAGAAACAGAACUUGAAGAGAGAGGAGAAGAUGAUCAACGCUCAAAAGAAGAGGAUCGACCAGAAGUCUUUGAUAAUGUCCGAGUACUCGACUGGAUUCGACGGCAUCGAUGCAAGUAGUAUCGUUAAGAAGAAGCCUCCAACGGUGAAGAAGAGCUCCAAAAAGAAGAAGAGAUUGGGCAAAAAGACUUAACGUGUUUGUUCCUAUUCUCAAUUCAAUAUCAUGUUCUAAAUGGAAGAUUAUUCAAUAGAUUAUCACAUCGCU